GGUCGCCAGUAUACUUUCGUUUGCUCAUUGCUGAACGUGCUCAACAUCGUUCAGCUUGACCAUCAUGCCUCCCCCAAAAUCAAAAGGCGGUAAAAUGUUGAGCCUCAUCAACUGGAGGCUCAAAGUCACCAUCACCGAUGGACGUGCGCUUACAGGCCAGAUGCUUGCGUUUGACCGACACAUGAACCUUGUCUUGGCCGAAUGCGAAGAAUUCCGGCGCAUCAGGCCGAAGAAGAAGCCUGGUGAAACGGAGGCAGGCCCGGAGCAAGAGGUGAAGCGUACGCUCGGACUCGUGAUUUUGCGUGGCGAAGCUGUGGUCAGUUUGACCGUAGAGGGCCCUCCUCCUGUUCAGGACGAGGACAAGAAGAAUGCGCUCCCCGUUGGACCUGGUCGUGGUAUGCCAGCAGGUCGUGGAAUGGGCAUGAUGCCCCCUAUGGGACCCCCUUCUCUCCAACGCCCCCCAAUGCCGUUUGCACCCCCAGGAAUGCCCGGAGCUCCUCCCGGCUUCAGGCCCCCUGGUUUCCCUCAGAAUCUGCCUUUCCCUCCACCUGGAUUUGGUGGGCCCCCUCCUGGCUUCCAACAGCCUCCACAAUAGUCGGAAAAAUGUGUCUGAUGUUAGAUAGUCGCUAUCGUGUUCGCAUGACAAAACAGCGUUCGAGGGACGGCUUUGGUAGCCACGGGUUCCUCUAUUGGUGACAUCGCCAGUAUCUCGCCGUGACAAGGUUUGUACAUAAGUGUAUCAACGAAGUGGUGAGGAAGGCGAUACUGUUUUGUUAUCUUCUACCAUUCCUUCCUGUUCGACAGGCUGCUGCAUCUGUCCCGCAAUGUCCUACCAAUGACUGUGCUUUACUUCC
This is a messenger RNA of Heterobasidion irregulare TC 32-1, 854 nucleotides long. RefSeq lists its product as uncharacterized. Gene Ontology annotation, biological process: mRNA splicing, via spliceosome. Gene Ontology annotation, cellular component: U4 snRNP; cytoplasm; U5 snRNP. Gene Ontology annotation, molecular function: RNA binding. The record is from RefSeq and is a predicted model, not a curated record. NCBI's taxonomy places the organism in Eukaryota, Fungi, Basidiomycota, Agaricomycetes, Russulales, Bondarzewiaceae. Bases 65 to 595 code for a protein of 176 amino acids. The transcript is spliced from 5 exons.